AAUACCCCUCCUUCCUCCUCUAAUAAACUCCCUUUCUCUCCACCAAAAGGAAAGAAAAAAAGAAAAUUUUUUCUCUUUGUUUUUUCUACUGCUGCUGUGUAGGAUCAGAGUAAUGAAAACCUAGAUUUUGAUCAUUCAAUAUACAGAUUCUUUUGCAAGAACCUUAUAUAGAAUUACAGUAAAUUGAGUGAUUCAUUCAUGGCAACUGUGCCGGUAAGAUCUCAUCAUCAACCAUUACAUAAUUUCCCACCAUUUAAAUGGGGGGGCAAGAAUCAUCAGAUUAACAACACCACCACCAGAAACACCAAUUUCUUCAGAAACUCAGAAGAGGGUUUUUCUCCUGAUCAUAACAAUUCAAUGGAGGAAUCUAGUGCAAAAAAUCAAUUGAACCUGCCUUAUUCACCAACACCUUCACCUCCAACUUCAAUGGAAAAAGAAAAACCAGUUAAGAGUAAGAAUUCUAUUUCUGAGAAUGAAAUUAAGUCUUUGAAGUUGGAUUAUGGUGUAAUCAGGAAUCGGAUACCUGGUGGUUUUGAUGAAGGAGAUUCAAGAUUUAAUCUUAGGCCAAGGAGAGCUGCUUCUAAGGCACCAGCCGCUACUACUCAUGAUGAGAUCAAUGGUGUCAAAAACACUGACUUUCAUGACAAACUACCAGUGGAGAAUCAUCAUCAGCCACAGCCACCACCAAAGUCCUCUAGAUUAAGAGGUUUUACUGAAAACGUCAAUGUUGAUAAUAGAGGAGAGAAAAGGAAGUUAUGGAUUUCUCUUUCAAGGGAGGAGAUUGAAGAGGAUUUCUUUAUUAUGACUGGAUCAAAACCUCCUCGUAGACCAAAGAAACGAACUAAGGCUGUUCAGAAAGUUAUUGAUAAUGUUUUACCUGGUAUGUGGCUAGCUGGAAUUACAGCAGAUUCUUACAGUAUUCCUGAAGGUCCUUCAAAGAGGUAGAUAUGAUUGUGGUGCCCUAGUUGGACUGUUCUUAUCUGCAUGUUUUUCUUCUUCGUCGACAUUGAGACCUCAUUUCGAGAGGUAUUAAAAAUUACAGUCCAGACUGUGAUUCUAUAGAAACCAAAUGGAAAGUUCGAUAGACCAGUGGUAUCUUUGUUAAUGUUCUUAGUCAGUGUUUCAAUUUCGAGUCUGUAGAAGCUUGGGAUAAAUUAAUGAAAAUGUUUUCUUUGGUUACCAGUAGUUUUAGUAGGAAUCGCCGUGGCAGAUGUAAAUUCCAAUAAACAGAUGGAUCAAUAGAAGUUAUAUGUUGCUUUUAUCCAGUAUCUUGUUGCGUGACUCUUGAGUCUUUGGGAUGUUUCUCUUGUUAUAGUUUUUCAAUUGAUUAUAGCUUUUGAAAGUGA
This is a messenger RNA of Papaver somniferum (opium poppy), 1346 nucleotides long. RefSeq lists its product as uncharacterized. The transcript is spliced from 3 exons. NCBI's taxonomy places the organism in Eukaryota, Viridiplantae, Streptophyta, Magnoliopsida, Ranunculales, Papaveraceae. The coding region runs from base 199 to 945 and encodes 248 amino acids. The record is from RefSeq and is a predicted model, not a curated record.